Molecule: messenger RNA, 3276 nt
Organism: Lethenteron reissneri (Far Eastern brook lamprey)
Lineage: Eukaryota; Metazoa; Chordata; Hyperoartia; Petromyzontiformes; Petromyzontidae
Gene: MRPS2
Product: mitochondrial ribosomal protein S2
Biological process (GO): translation
Cellular component (GO): ribosome; mitochondrial small ribosomal subunit
Molecular function (GO): structural constituent of ribosome
Source: RefSeq, a predicted model, not a curated record
CACGGUAUACGAGGAGAUUCUGGCAUCGCGUGCCGGGCGGUCACGUGCGGGAGAGUGACGUCGGAGCAAUGGCCGCCCCCGUCAUGUCGGCGUGGAGGUCGCUGCGUGGGCUGGCAGGGCGGCUCCCUGGCGCGUCCGGAGCGGCGGCGGGGGGCAGGAGGAGGAGCGGCGCGGCCGCAUUCGCCGCCCUCCCGGCUCAGCGACGCCUCGAGACGGCUCAUGGGGGCGGCACGCCGGCAGAGCGGGAGGCCGAGUGGCAGCGCCGCGUGCUGGAGGAGCCGCUCAAGCACCCGGACUUCUUCCGCGUGUCCGAGCUCGUGUCCCUGCGCGACCUCUUCACGGCACGCGUCCACCUGGGCCACAAACGCGGCUGCCGCAACAGGUACAUGACCCCGUACAUCUACGGCUGCCGGCUGGGUCAAGACAUCAUCGACCUGGAUCAGACGCUGGAGCACCUGGUGUCGGCGCUGAACUUCACGGCGCACGUGGCGUACCGUGGCGGCGCCGUGCUGUUCGUGACGAGAGCGCGCCAGCACGCGCACCUCGUGGAGGAGACGGCGCGCGCGUGCGGCGAGUUCGCCCACGCGCGCUACUGGCAGGGGGGCUUGCUCACCAACGCGCCGGUGCAGUACGGCGUGGGUGUGCGUCUGCCGGACCUGCUGGUGUUCCUGGGCACGCAGAACAACGCGUUUGAGCAGCACGUGGCCGUGCGCGACGCCGCCAAGCUAAGCGUGCCGACCGUCGGCAUCGUCGACUCCAACUGCGACCCGAGCAUCGUCACCUUCCCCGUGCCGGGCAACGACGACUCGCCCAGCGCCGUGCGCCUCUACUGCGGCCUCUUCCGCGCCACCAUCACGCGCGCCAAGGAGCGCCGGCGCCACCUCGAGACGCUGCACCAGGCCGCCAGCGCCGCCACCGCCAUCGCCGCCAGCACCGCCACCGGGAGUUAAUGGUCGAGUCGGCCACCGGCAAAAGCAGGCGCUGCUCUUGGUGAAAUGGAACUCUCGUUCAUUAAUCGCCGCCGACCGUCGCCAGCGCUGGUGGCAACAUCGGCGCUACCACCGCCACUGGAAGUUCAUGGCUGUGGCUGCACCAGCGAGGCGUAGAUGGCUUUUACCGGCAAUUUUGGAUCUCCGCAUCACCGCCACCACCAUCACUACUAUCACCGUCACUACUAUCACCGCCACCACCACCAUCACCGCCACCAUGGCCUGUGCACAAGCGCCGCCACCAGAGCCAGCUAAUGAAGGGUCGAGCCUGCACUCGCAGUGUUGCAGCUUCAUGUUGUCGUUGUAGCACCAGCCCCGUGAGCCACAGCGUGGCGGUGGGGGGGGAGGGUCGUUUGCGCAGCCAUGCGGGCGUUCCAGAGUAGCCCCAAACUCCCGUUUGUCCAUCGUUUCGCGUUUAGUUUUUCUACUUUCCUCAAAAUUAUUUGAAUAAAGGAAACUGGACGCCACCAACGUCCGUCGCCCCACGCGCUUCAUCAGUGUUGGUCACGCAACCCGGGGAGGCACCGCAUACAUGGUGGGGGGGGGGGGGGGUUGGGGAAACCACGCAGACGCAUGGACUCGGCCGUCGCGAGGUUAUCCCUGAGCAUGGAUCUCCCCGAGCGUGGUACGCCCCGAGCGUGGUACGCCCCGAGCGUGGUACGCCCCGAGCGUGGUACGCCCCCAGCGUGUCCCCAGAAUCAGGCUGGGACAAGCGGGCGCUGUGUAGCAGCGGAGGAGAGACGGCUUGAACGCAAGGGUCAGGACCACUUCACUCUAAACAGUUUAUCCCACCGACAGCGCAACGCAACGUGGAACCACGCUCAUUUAUUUCUCGCUACUCAAACAGACGGGCUAUGUACAGAAUAUACACACAGUGGAGACGCCCAUGUGCACCGUGUACAUAUACAGUCGAUUACACCGCUCCCAUCCACGCAUCGCACGCGCAAGGAAGAAGUUAGCGGUGCCGCUCCCCUGGUCUCCUCCGUGCAAUCGGCUUUCCUCCCACGUGUUGCCGCGCUCACGAGUGGAGGUGGUCAAACAUCCCGACGCAGGACCACAACUCUUGGGAACUUUAAACAGGCAGCAGUGGUUGGUUCCGUGGCCGCCCCCCCCCCCCCCCUUCGUCUGCGGUUUUACACGCGCGGCGAAGCAAAUUCUACAGAAAUCCGAAAUGCGAUUUACAUGAAUGACGCCAUACAAAAAUAUUAUAACAAUUCAGUUCCUCACAAACUUCCCGCUAACGAUUCCAUGACUUUCCAGGAUUUGAUUCAACAAUCGAUUCGGUCUCGUUUUUACCGUCUCGUUUGUAUUGUUUCUGGUAUUUUUGUCCAAUUUGUUUUGCACCCUAUUGGCCUACAUUUAAUAGCGUGUCACCUACACGUGUGUCCGAGCACUAUGAUUGGCUAAUCAGCGACGACGACUACCCCAUCUCAGCCAAUCACAGCUAUGUGGCUCCCCCUCCCCUUUCCUGUAUUUAAACACAAAUAAAUAGCGGUCAAAGACACAUUGGUGCGAGUCAGAACACACAUGCCCACACGCACUAACACACAACACGCCCACACGCACUAACACGCACUAACACACCCACACGCACUAACACACACGCCCACACGCACUAACACACCCACACGCACUAACACACCCACACGCACUAACACACACGCCCACACACUAACACGCCCACAAGCACCAACACACACGCCCACACGCACUAACACAUGCCCACAUGCACUAACACACGCCCGCACGCACUAACACACGCCCACAAACGCCCACACGCACUAACACACACACCCACACGCACUAACACGCCCACACGCACUAACACACGCCCACACACAUUUCAAAAUAGAAUUUAUUUUAACUAUUAAAAAAAUCACGUGUCUCGUGUGCUAUGUGUGUGUAUGCCUGUCCGUGUGUAUCGGUGUGCCGACUGUUAAGUGGUGUACUUUGUCCAUGUGUGCAUUCCUGUGUCUGUGCUUGUUCUGUCUGCCUGUGUCUGUGUUUGUUCUGUCUGCGUGUGUGUGUUUGUUCUGUCUGCAUGUGUGUGUGUCUGUGUGUGUUUGUUCUGUCUACAUGUGUCUGUGUGUGUGUCUGUGUGUCUCUCUGUGUGUGUUUGUCUGUGUGUGUCUCUGUGUGUGUGUCUGUGUGAGUGUGUCUGUGUGAGUGUGUGUCUGUGAGUGUGUGUCUGUGUGUGUCUCUGUGUUUGUUCUGUCUGCCUGUCUCUGUGUGUUUAUCCGUGUCUAUGGGAAGCGUGGGCAGAGUGGUUGGCGCUUUGCGCCAUAAA